GGAAAAAAAAAACGAAAACAAAAAGCUAUAUGCCUUUUCUCCCUGUUCUCUGUAAUCGAAGCUUAAGCAGCUAGGGUUGGCGACUGGUGGCUGUUGAAGACGACGACUGAGCAAAGAAAAAGGGUUGAAACCGACGAUUCAUCUUUGUUUCACUUCAGCCAUGGCUUCUCACGCCAGAAUUCUCCUCGUCACAAAAAAGCUCAAAAAGAACAUUAAAGAAGACUUUGGAGCCGUCGUUGAGAAGCUUCAGUUUCUCCCUCUGCCUUAACCUGCUCCUCCCAAGGCUCCUCAUCCUCUCAAUUUUCUCACCUUCGUUGUCUCCGACAUAUUUGAUAUUGAGGUUAUGUUACCAAUCUUGGCCAUCCGAAGUGGGCGACUACAAGCGAUGCAUCUUCUAGAAUGGUGACAGUGUUUUUGACUCUCGUGGAAGGAGGUGCCACUUGCGUUGGUAAAACGGUGGUGGAUGAACUAGCUUAUAGUAUCAAUGGAGUGAGUAAGCAUUAUAGGACACCAAUUAAUCCUGCAGCACAUGCUCGAGUACCUGGUGGAUCAUGUAGUGGGGCUGCUGUGGCAGUGGCAGCUAAUCUUGUUGACUUCUCUUUAAGAGAUGGGCAACUCCAAAACUCAGUGAAGAUAAGGUGAAGCAAUGCGUUGACGCUAAGUUAAAUGGAAAUACCAUCCUAAGGCAGUUGAAAGAUGGCAACUUUGACUGAAAAUAAUACAUCAAAUUCGAGCUUUCUUGGUGGAAGAGCAAAAGAUUGUGAAGAAGGUUUUGAAGAUCCAGAAAGCAAAGUAAAUGCAAGCUUCAAGGAGCUAGAAAGUGGGAGGGUGAAAGUAGAACUUUUUUGGAUUUUAAGAAUGAAUGAGAAACUUGAAAAGCUGCUUUUUUUGUAUUGAAUUCCAUAUAUUUAUUGAAUGUCUUGACAAAAUUUCUUUUA
Messenger RNA from Pistacia vera, 938 nucleotides. Its product is annotated as outer envelope protein 64, chloroplastic-like. The transcript is spliced from 4 exons. The coding region runs from base 400 to 642 and encodes 80 amino acids. The record is from RefSeq and is a predicted model, not a curated record. Lineage: Eukaryota; Viridiplantae; Streptophyta; Magnoliopsida; Sapindales; Anacardiaceae.